AUGGAUUUUAUUUAUACACAAGCCAAUACGCCUGUAGGCAGAGAUUAUCACAACUCGUACUUCAAAGGAUCAAUUACAAUUGACGAGCACAGAAGACAAAAAUUACCACAGAUAUCACCUUUUUCCAACGCUAGUAGAUUCAAAUCAUGUGCUAUUAUCGGCAACAGUGGUAUAUUACAAAACACGUGUUGUGGUCGAGAAAUUGACUCUUACCAAUUUGUUAUGAGUUAUGGACUGUUGAAUGAUUCGCACAAUGUGACUAUGUUUCAAAAAGCCAUGUCUGAAUACAAAGGAUAUAUCUUAUGGAUACCUAACGCCUUUUCAGUUCCUACAACCAUGGCGUUCAAUGUAUCCGAUGUUUUGCAGAACACCAGGCUGAAUUUACUGCUGAGUGACGUCAAAUAUUUCAAGGUUUUGCAGAGCUUUUGGAAUCUUAAGAAGCAACUGUCAUCAGGUUUAAUUGUAUUCAGCAUGGGACUCACACUCUGUGACGAAUUACACAUAUACGGUUUCUGGCCGUUUCCUUUUGACUGGGAUGGAAAUGAUGUACCGUACCAUUAUACCGAAGAUUACAGCUGGUCAACGUACAAGAAGACGCACGACUUUCCGGAAGAGUUCGAUCUUCUCACUAAACUUCAUUCUCAGGGAGUGUUAAAACUGCAUGCAGACAAGUGUAUUAUGUAA
This is a messenger RNA of Saccoglossus kowalevskii, 684 nucleotides long. RefSeq names its product CMP-N-acetylneuraminate-poly-alpha-2,8-sialyltransferase-like. The record is from RefSeq and is a predicted model, not a curated record. Lineage: Eukaryota; Metazoa; Hemichordata; Enteropneusta; Harrimaniidae. Gene Ontology annotation, biological process: oligosaccharide metabolic process; N-glycan processing. Gene Ontology annotation, molecular function: alpha-N-acetylneuraminate alpha-2,8-sialyltransferase activity.